UCUACUCUCCCACAGUUACCGACAUGCACGCUUCAAUACUUUUCUUAUUUCGUGCUUUUCGCUCACUACGUAAAAAUUUAUUGUGUGUUUAUUAUGGGAAAUAACAAAAGAAAAUCAGUGGAAAACGAAUCAUCUUUUUCUUCGUCGUCUUCUGAGGACGAGGAAGUUUUAAGAUUGCGUCGAAAACUUAAGAAAUUAAAGAAGAAAAUUAAAAAGAGGAAGACGUACAACUCGGAUUUGGAUGAAUCACCUGUUGACAAAGAAAAUGGCGACUCCGAUGUUAGAGUCGAAACUAAUUUUCCUAAUGACGAAAAUUUUCUUUUAGAAGAUAAUACAGAAGGUGCAGAGGAAGAUCCUCUUCUCGCUGAGAUUCCAGAUGAGGGUACCUCACUAAAAAAACACGUUUUAUACAUCCUAGGACAGGAUGAGACCGGUGAACGGAUUAUGGGUUCAAAAAUUCACAAAGAUGUAUCCUCCCAAUGGGAAAAGACGUUGUUGACAGGCCUCUCUGAGGAAAUACGACAGAAAUUAAUAUCUAAAUACCCAACCCCAGAGAAUUGUAUUCUACUUGCUCCGCCAAAAUUAAAUCCCGAAGCCAAAUUAGCAUCCAUGGAAUCUGCUAUUAAGCGGGAUGAACGGUUACAAGCCGUUCAAAGGCAGAUCGGAGCUAGCGUGGCAGCGUUAGGAAAGCUCCUGACUGCCCUAUUGUCAGCAGAGGAAAAAGAGGAGGGAGCGUAUCUAGAAUGGAUAGGUUUAACGGGAGAUGCAUGUAGACUGCUAACAGAUCUCCAUUGCCAACAGUCAGAAGCGAGGAAGAGUUUGCUUAACCUGAAUUUUCGGAAAGAGCUGAAGGAUGUUAUUCUGGAAGCCCGCAGCGAUGAGUUUUUAUUUGGUAAAAAUUUAUCUGAUAGGAUAAAGGAGGCCAAGGCUAUGGAGCGCUCGGGUUUGGAUUUAAAACAGAAGAAGACUCCAACCUUACAAAGGAAACCCUUUUCACAGAACCAGGGAAACUACAAGAGUCCGCCCAAGCGACGGCCACCUCCUCGACUGGGCGGACAGACGAGCUUUUAUCAACAACAGUACCGAAAAGGAUCAACACAAUACAGGCAUUCGACGACUCAAAACAAGGGUCUCUACAGAUCAACACGACAGAAAUAA
Molecule: messenger RNA, 1158 nt
Organism: Photinus pyralis (common eastern firefly)
Lineage: Eukaryota; Metazoa; Arthropoda; Insecta; Coleoptera; Lampyridae
Exons: 2
Coding region: 94-1158 (354 amino acids)
Source: RefSeq, a predicted model, not a curated record